Messenger RNA from Gasterosteus aculeatus aculeatus (three-spined stickleback), 3975 nucleotides. RefSeq names its product coiled-coil domain containing 146 (gene ccdc146). The record is from RefSeq and is a predicted model, not a curated record. NCBI's taxonomy places the organism in Eukaryota, Metazoa, Chordata, Actinopteri, Perciformes, Gasterosteidae. Gene Ontology annotation, cellular component: cytoskeleton.
UGGUGAGAACAACAAAACAUUCAACCGGAAAUAAAUCUGCGACUUGAGUUUUGCAAACAUUAACUAGCUGCAACCUUAUUCACGCUGCCCAAUGCGUUGGGAUGGUUUGACGUUUUACAAGACUAAAGGACAGAGACGUCGAGACGCGUGCGAGGAUUCGAGACAUUCAAAAUGAGUCUAUUCGAGGAGCAGCAGGAUAGCAGCAAUCCCAGAGAAGUGGAGUUUGAAGAAGAGGAGCAUGAGGAGAGGGGAAUGGGGGGCCACCCUCUGGUGGCCCUUGCACCUGAUGUUGCAUCCCCAGAGGAGGCGCAGCCCUCCACUAGCACUGAUGUCACCGCCAGCCCCGCUUUCCAGUGCAUAGAGGAGCUGUUGUCUUUAGGCAAAAUCAGCCCGACCAGAGCAGCCAAACUGAAGUCCAGCUACCUGCUCCUACGUGACUCUCUGAAGAGUAGCCAGGACUCUGAGAUCCACCUUUUGGGAGAGGCAAAGAGGCGUCGUGCAGAGCUGGAAAGGCUGCAGGCUGAGGUGGCGAGGACAGAGGAGGAGGACACCUCCGUGGAGCCUGAAAGCGAGGUCAAUGAACUGAGGCAACAACUCCUCCAGGCAUACAAUGAACUGAAAGCUUCUGAGGACAGGGAGUACAAGACACGGCACCGACUGAAAUGCUUCUGGGAAGAGAAGCGGUAUCUGGAGAAAGAGAAUGAGACUCAGCUGAAACGCGCUGAGCUGGAGAGCAGGACAGAGAACCUGCAGGAGAUGUACGAGGAUCUGAAGAAAGAGGUUCACCAGAAGCGGCUGGAAGUCAGAAGUCUGACGGAAGAUGUGGAAAGCCAUGAAAUGCAGAUAUUGAAAGAACAGAAAGAGCUCAGAGACAAGAUGGAGAUCAUAAAGGUUAAAGAGGCUGAGAAAGCCGGACUCAUCAGCAUCCAAGUUUUCAAGGAGAACGAAAGGAGACGCUCGAAGAAGCAAUCUGCAAUGAAGAAGAUGGAAGCACUGAAUGUAGAGAUGUCCGAAAUUGAGCAGCGCGCGACGGAGGUGGACGAGCGCAACCGCUCUCUGAUGCUGAAGAAGAAGGCGCUGAGCGGGGAGCUGGAGGGUCUCCGGGCCCGAGGAGAUGCCUGUCAGAAGGAGUGCAGACAGUGGCUGAAAGAGCGGGAGCUCAGCAGGGAGGAAGAGGCUGAGUUCAUGGGCAGCAGGGGAAUCCUGGAAAUGAAGUUGCAGAGCAUCGUGUACGACCGGAACUACCUUCAUGAGAGCCAAUCCGUGCAGCUCAAGGAGAAACAGAGGCAUUUGAAAGCGCUGGCGAGGAUGGAGCAUGCGUUGACCAUGGCCUCUGAGCAGCUGGAGCAAACGCAGUCCAUCUACGUUGCGUUACAUGCAAAGUUAGAUGCUGUUCCCAAACAAGAGGCCAGUAUUCAGCAGAGGAUGGAGCUUCAGAAAGAGGUGGAUGCUCUCAAAGUCCGCUUUCAAAACCAGCUGUCAGUAGCUGAGCAGGAGAGCGAGAAGGUGCAGCAGUAUGGGAUGAUUCAGGAACUGCUCAGGGAGUCAAACUGCCUCCGAGAAGAACUCCAUAACCUCAGAUGUCUGACCCGGAUCAAAGUGGACGAGAGGGGCCAGAAGCACCGGGAAAUGCUUCGAGCUGAGCAGCUGAACCAGCGCGUCCAGCAGGAGCUGCGCGAAAAGGACCACGUCAUCACGGAUCACAACAAGCUGAACGCCAUGCUGCAGCGCAGAGUUGCACGGUACCGGAAGCUGUGCGCCAUGAUCACGGAAGAGAAGAAUAAGUACGUCGGCCUGAAGCAGAUCGCCUCACAGACGACCACGGAGCUGACGGAACAGAUUAAAGUGCUGGAAAAUGAGACCGAGAUCCAACGUACCAUUGUCAUCAACAAGGGCCGAUCCCUCACAAAGGCCCGCAUGAAGAUCUCUAACGUCUCCAAAAUAAGGGACAAACUGCACAAUGACAUUUCCAAGGUUGCCUGGAAGCAGAGGGAGGUCCGUCAGGAGUACGAAGACCACCAGCUGGAGUUGAUGAGACUCACGCAAACCAUUGACCUCAAAGAGAAGGCACUUCUGGAGAUCAACAAGAACCAAGGAACGGCCAUACAGCGCCGCAAUUUCCUUGGCAUCCAGCUCCUGGAGCACGACCAAGUGCUGUUGAACUACUACGGGAAGGUGAACGUCCAGGAGGCCGCCAUCGCCGAGGGAAACGUGACACUGGAGAGCCUGGAGGAGGAGAUGAGAGACUUGCGGUUGGAGAUCAAGGAGGAGAGGAGACGGAUCGACCUGAAGAAGAAGGAGGUGCCCGUCACCAAGCAGUUGGGGGCCGAGGUCGCCGCGCUCCGCAUAGAGUUGUCAGAAGCCAGGGACAAGACACUUGCCGGUCUGAAUGGAACUGUUGACUUCAAAGAACUAAAAGGCAAAGACCUGUCGACUGCAGAACUGGUCAGGAAGGUUGAGCAGCUGGAGGCGAAUCUAGCGCAGAGCGAGAGGCAGUCGCUGGAGAAAGAACUCCUCGUGCACCAGGUGACCCGGCUCUCGAAGCCACUCAGCGAGCAGGCUGACGGCUGCCAUCAGGACCGACUCCGGCUGGCGAAGAAGUUAAACGAACUCCGAAGUCACAUAAUGGUCAUCGACCAUCGCACCAUGGCGGCCUCCGCAGAGCUCUCUGUGGCUCAAGCUGUUGCUCUGUCUCUCCAACAAGAGAUCAAAGAGAAAGAGAUCCAGAUGGACAGGUGCCAACGGCAGCCGGAGCAGGGCCGGCCACCGUGCCCUGAGUUAGAGGAGGAGUGGAGGAGGAUGCUCCGAGACAAGAAGAGGAGACAGAGGGACAAGGAGGAGAGGGAGAAGCUUGCUGAAGAAGAGAAGUGGAACCAGCUGCCUAAUGGAAGGUACACAACGGCUGAAGCCCGCCCGAACGCAUACAUCCCUCAGACCGACUCGCUGCCUCUGCCCAGACCCUACGGAGCCCAGGCCCCCUUCAAACCCUCCCCACCGGGAGCUUACAUGAGACACUUCCGCAAUCCAACGCUCAAACCCUUAGACAUAUAGACCAGGAAUACACACACGCACUCAUUAACCUUUGGAUGUUGGUAGAGUUGGAUAUUCUUGACAAAUAUAUUUCAGUGAUUUGACUCAUUUCUGUCUCCUCGUUUUUUUAUCCAUGUGUCUCCUGACGCACCUCCAGGGGCCGCGCCCUCCUCCUCUCUUUUAUUUUUCUUAUGUGUGUUUGUGUCCUCAGACUCCAGCACACCACAGCUGUUUGGUCACGUGACCGCAUACUUGUGUUCUGCAUCUGGUUGUAAUUUUAGUUUCCUUUUUCCCCCCCGUUAUUUACCGGCAAUAGCUUGUUUACACUCAUGCUUGCAGUAACACGGAAUACUGUAGAGACUGUAGAGAAGUAACGAAUGUGUUAUUUCAUCAUGGCCUUCGAUAAGAGAGUAGGUAAUUACUUCUGUACUUGUCCAUUUUUAUCUUGCUCUCUAUUGAAUAUUAUUUUUUACAGAUGCUGGAAUAUUUCUGCACAUUCUUCAGCUUUGGCACCGUUUGGUCCUGCGCACUUGUAAUCUUGCCGCUGAUGAAUGAAUUCUAACGGGUUUAAGCUUCAAGCCUGGCCAAGAGUUGCUGCUCAAUGGCUGAAAUGAUGAAUGUAAAUACAGCGACGUAGGCCAGGCAAUGAAAGAGAAAAGAGAAUUACAAAGAGGGAGGAGAAUUUAAACGAGGAACGAGAGUCAGAGAAAAAAAACUGGAUGAAGUGGAGCUCUAAAUGGGGUGAGGAGUUCAGAGACUGUUACUGGUGAACAAAAACAAAGUAAUUUGCCUUUUAAAACAUCUACAGAUUUACUGGAAGUUGUUAUAUGUGCAGAUUUGUGCUUGAGGGCAAAGUAGGCCAUCACUGUUUGCACCGCCAUUCACAAUCUCUGCCCUUCUUCUCUGUGUUAAGCAGGGAAAUAAACGUUCAAAUGAAAUUACAAA